Molecule: messenger RNA, 1037 nt
Organism: Pteropus alecto (black flying fox)
Lineage: Eukaryota; Metazoa; Chordata; Mammalia; Chiroptera; Pteropodidae
Gene: GTF2A2
Product: general transcription factor IIA subunit 2
Exons: 6
Coding region: 442-771 (109 amino acids)
Biological process (GO): transcription initiation at RNA polymerase II promoter; RNA polymerase II preinitiation complex assembly
Cellular component (GO): transcription factor TFIIA complex
Molecular function (GO): TBP-class protein binding; RNA polymerase II general transcription initiation factor activity
Source: RefSeq, a predicted model, not a curated record
CUUCUGCGAACACUUCCGGGUCGUUGGCCAAGCUCUGCUGUUUGGCCAAGCGCGGCGGCGUAAGAGGUAACUAGGUACGUCCUGCUGCGCUCCCGGCUGUGCUGCUGCUGUUUGUUACGCCGGAGGGAAGCGCCUUACCCACAGUUUUUAGAGAGAAGAGGAUCAAGCAAGAAACAAUAUUAAGAAGGAUGAACCAGUGAGUUUAAGAGAACAACCCAAAAAGUGUGGUCCCAGAAGCUAAGCCAAGAUCUUUUAUCAAAGAAGGAGAGUAAUCACUGUGUCAAAUGCUUAAAUCUGGUGAAUACUGAGAAUUGAGAAUUAACUCUGGCAAAGCCAUUGAUGACCAUCGGGAUCUGUGUCAUUUGAGUACUGGAGGUAAAAGCCUAUGAGGGGACAUCAAUGCAAGACUGAGUGAGAAAAACAGUUUUUUCCUCCUAAACCAUGGCAUAUCAAUUAUAUAGAAAUACUACUUUGGGAAACAGUCUUCAGGAAAGCCUUGAUGAGCUCAUACAGUCUCAACAGAUCACCCCCCAACUUGCCCUUCAAGUUCUACUUCAGUUUGAUAAGGCUAUAAAUGCAGCAUUGGCUCAGAGGGUCAGGAACAGAGUGAAUUUCAGGGGCUCUCUAAAUACGUACAGAUUCUGCGAUAAUGUGUGGACUUUUGUAUUGAAUGAUGUUGAAUUCAGAGAGGUCACAGAACUUAUUAAAGUGGAUAAAGUGAAAAUUGUAGCCUGUGAUGGUAAAAAUACUGGCUCCAAUACUACAGAAUGAAUAGAAAAAUGGCUUUUUUAUGCCAUCCUCUGUUGUUAUUCAUCGCUUUUUAAAGAGAAGCAUAGAAGAGACUUUAUUUAUUCUAGCAUUGCAGAGAUGACUACACUGUGCUAUACUAUCAGAGAAUCCAGUAGAAGGAAGCUUAUAACUCUAUAGCCUCUUACCUUUAUUAUACAGCAUGAAGAAACAGAACUUUUUUUUAAUAACAAAUCAAACGUCAAUACCUACCUAAUAACAUUCUUUAAUAAACUUAUUUUAAAACUCAA